Molecule: messenger RNA, 2091 nt
Organism: Wyeomyia smithii (pitcher-plant mosquito)
Lineage: Eukaryota; Metazoa; Arthropoda; Insecta; Diptera; Culicidae
Gene: vermilion
Product: tryptophan 2,3-dioxygenase
Exons: 7
Coding region: 106-1290 (394 amino acids)
Molecular function (GO): L-tryptophan 2,3-dioxygenase activity; heme binding; metal ion binding
Source: RefSeq, a predicted model, not a curated record
GAUUAUGUUACCUUAGCGUCAGUUGUUAUUUGGUAGCCGUCGUGCUCAGUUCGUUUUGUAGCUAAUCUAGUGGCUCCAACUUUAGAGAAGAACUUAUCCUCCAGCAUGAGCUGCCCCAUGGGAAACUAUAACGGCGAUGCCCAGAGUGGUGAGCGGUUGGGCUCAGAAGCCGGAAUGUUGUACGGGGAGUAUCUAAUGCUAGAUAAAGUCCUUAGCGCACAACGAAUGCUGUCGGUCGAAAGUAAUAAACCAGUUCACGAUGAGCACCUUUUCAUCAUUACUCAUCAAGCUUACGAGUUGUGGUUCAAGCAGAUUAUUUUUGAACUGGAUUCUAUCCGAUAUUUAUUCAGCACGGAGCACAUGGAAGAGUCGAGAACGUUGGAAAUAUUAAAACGUCUCAAUCGAAUCGUUUUGAUACUGAAGCUCCUGGUAGAUCAAGUUCCUAUCCUCGAGACGAUGACACCGCUGGACUUUAUGGAUUUUCGUGACUAUCUAUCACCAGCAUCGGGCUUCCAAAGUUUGCAAUUUCGGCUGCUAGAAAAUAAGCUUGGUGUAAAAACCGAACACCGCGUGAAGUACAACCAGAAAUAUUGGGAAGUGUUCGCCAGUGAUCCGAAGGCAGUGGAAAAGAUUGCCGCGACCGAAAGUGAACCGUCGUUAGCCGAUUUGGUUGAAAAAUGGCUCGAGCGUACGCCCGGACUGGAGGAAGACGGCUUCAAUUUCUGGGGAAAAUUUCAGGAGAGUGUGGAAAAACUACUGGCAGAUCAGGAAACAAGCGCAAUGAAAGAAGAGUUCGAACACGUGAAAAAUUACCGUUUGAUGGAUAUCGAGAAACGUAGAGAGGUGUAUAAAUCGAUUUUCGACUCAAGCGUGCAUGGCGCUCUCGUCACUCGUGGAGAUCGUAGAUUUACACACAGAGCUCUCCAAGGAGCUAUCAUGAUCACGUUCUACCGUGACGAGCCUAGAUUUAGCCAACCGCAUCAGCUACUUAUGCUCUUAAUGGAUAUCGAUUCCCUUAUUACGAAAUGGCGUUACAAUCAUGUAAUUAUGGUACAAAGAAUGAUUGGUUCUCAGCAACUUGGUACCGGCGGUUCGUCCGGAUAUCAGUAUUUGCGUUCUACUCUCAGUGAUCGUUAUAAAGUGUUUAUCGAUCUAUUCAACUUGUCCACGUUCCUAAUUCCUCGUGGUUCUAUCCCACCACUGACCGAUGAAAUGCAAAAGGCUUUGAAUCUCGCUUGGGGGUCUCCAGCGCAUAGAGCACGACAAAUGAACCACUUGACGAAGCAAUAAACUAUGGGAGAUGAACUAUCUAAUAAAUUUAUAAUAGGAUAUGAAAUCAAUUACACUGUGCUACAGCGAUUUAGAACUUCUGAAGUGACCUAGUGUAGGUUGUAGGUCUUGUUGAGUGUAACAUUCGCUCAUACAAAAAAUUUUCCAAACACCCCCAAAAUCUGAAGUUAUGGUCAAAAUACGAUUUUUUGGACUUCACCGCAUAUAAUACUUUUAACUCAGUCAUUUAUCAACCGAUUUUCAAUAUUAAAGCAGUUUUAGAAAGAAAACAAAUGGAGCUUUCAAAAUAUAUACAGGUUUGUUCUAAUAUCAAUAAAACAUGUUGAGUUAUUUGAGCUUAAAUCCAAUUUUUUAAACUUUUUCACGCAACUUUUCAAUUUAAUUGUCAAUUACCCGUCUAUUUUUGUGAGAAACAUACCACACAUAUACUAUAAUUUUGAAAGUUUAUUCAAUUCCAAAUCAAUUGAAAGUAGUUUUGUAAAAAUUGGAUGAUAUUUGGCUAAGUUAUACAUUUUUUAAGAAAACCAAAAUUUUUGGCUUCUAUCGCGCAAUUAUUUCACGGAGCUACAAAUGAUGAAAAAAUGCAAGAACUUUUGAUGUGACUUAGUGUGGGUUAUAGCUUUAGUCAAAUGUUACUUGCGCGUUUACUUGAAGUUUCUCAAAAACCCCAAAAAUAAUUAGUUAUGGUCAAUACCCUGUUAUUUACCUUAGCUCACAUUUUUAUGUUUAAUUUAGUUAUUUUUCAACCAAUUUUUUAUAUUUUGGCUGUUUUGGAAAGGCAAAAAAUAGAACUCUUGAAAC